Messenger RNA from Colletotrichum orchidophilum, 996 nucleotides. Its product is annotated as 2-Hydroxy-4-oxobutane-1. The transcript has a single exon. Gene Ontology annotation, biological process: secondary metabolic process. Gene Ontology annotation, molecular function: carboxy-lyase activity; hydrolase activity. The record is from RefSeq and is a predicted model, not a curated record. Bases 1 to 996 code for a protein of 331 amino acids. Lineage: Eukaryota; Fungi; Ascomycota; Sordariomycetes; Glomerellales; Glomerellaceae. Gene Ontology annotation, cellular component: cytosol; cytoplasm.
AUGACAAACCUCAUUGCACUCGAAGAGCACUACGUGUCUCCCCUUCUCGACGCCAAGAAGCGCGGGGCCCCCAGCCCCGACACAUUCAGGCCCGUCAUAGUGGAAAAGCUGGGGGAUAUUGGUCCGGCGCGGUUGCGGGACAUGGCCGACAACUCCAUAGCCAUGACGGUUCUGUCCCACUCACCAGUCCACCCCGAUCCCGAAACCUGUAAGGCCAUCAAUGAUGACCUCUACUCCAAGAUCAUCCACCACCCGGCCGAGUAUGCCGCAUUUGCAGUCUUGCCGAUGCAUGCUCCCGCCGCGGCCGCCGCUGAACUGCGCCGCUGUGUCUGGGAUCUAGGCUUCGUCGGCACGCUGACGGGAAAUCACCUCGACGACGGCAGCUUCUUCGAUACACCCGACUUCUACCCUCUCUGGCAGGCCGCGCAAGAUCUGGAUGUACCCAUAUACCUCCAUCCGACUUUCCCACCCGAGCAGGAAUCCAACGUCAACUUCCACGGACCCUAUGACGCCGAGAUUGCAACGGCGCUGGGGAGCUGGGGGUGGGGCUGGCACUCCCGAACGGGUCUCCACUUUCUCCGCCUCUUCGCCGCCGGCGUCUUUGACAGGUUUCCCCGGCUCAACAUCAUCCUCGGGCACAUGGGAGAAAUGCUGCCCUUCAUGCUCGACCGAAUCAUGGGAGCCUCUGCGAGAUGGCCUGCGCCCGAGGGCGGGGAGCGGAAGCGCGGGCUGAGGCGGGUGUGGGAUGAGAAUGUGUGGAUCACGACGAGCGGGAUGUUUUCGCUGGCGCCGAUGGCGUGUCUGCUGCGGGAGACCAAGGUCGAGAGGAUCAUGUUUAGCGUGGAUUAUCCGUUUGCUAGGAACGGGGCUGGCAAAGAGUUUAUGGACAAGUUGAAGGCGAGCGGGCUUGUGAGUGAGGAUGAGUGGGAGGGGAUUGCGUGGAGGAAUGCGAGGGGGCUUCUGAGACUGAAGUUUGAGCCAAAGAAGUCAGUGUAG